AUGAGGGAAUUAAGCGUUUAUUUGCAUUACCUUUGUCUGCAGGGAGAAGUUGAAGUGAUAACACCCCGUGAUGUAGUGAGCAUUGUUUGCUCCCAACAAAUUCAAACUCAAGAAGAACCCCAACAACAACAACAACAACAACAACAACAACAACAACGACAACCAGGGUUAAUUAGCUCUCAUCGUAGUGAAUUAAAUUCAAUUUCUGUGAAGCUAUAUGAAAUGCAUCAACACCUUGCAUUAGUUCUUAGUGAAGAAGAUUUUAGUGUGUGUGACAGAAUAACUUGUGUGCAAGCAAACAGUAUUAAACAACAUUGUACUCAAAAACAACAACAAAAAUUUGAGAAACUAAUCAACGCGCAAACUAAACAACGAGAGCAAAAUUCAAUCGAACUUAAAAAAGCCGUUGUCAACGUAUCAAAUAUAGACUUGAGUCCAGCAGCCACAAGCAUUCUAAGCAAAGGUUUAAACUUUGCACCCACUCCACGUCGUGUGCCAAUCGAGACUGUGAUAGGCAGUGUAGAAGAAUGCAUCUCGCGCAACAAACUCAACAGCAUUGAUGCCGAGACAAUUCGACAAGACGUAGCGGUGCUGGUUAGAAGAACAACAACAUCAUCAACAACAACUAGCAAUGUAAGCAGAGACGAAUGGGUUGUAUUGAAUGAGUUGCGUAGGGAAGAAAGAAUUUUCAUUCUCCCUGCAGACAAAGGUAAUGCUACUGUUGUUGUAAAUAAAAGUGAUUAUUAUGAUAAGAUGACGUCGCCUCAAUAA
Messenger RNA from Episyrphus balteatus (marmalade hoverfly), 771 nucleotides. RefSeq lists its product as uncharacterized. The record is from RefSeq and is a predicted model, not a curated record. The transcript has 2 exons. NCBI's taxonomy places the organism in Eukaryota, Metazoa, Arthropoda, Insecta, Diptera, Syrphidae. Bases 1 to 771 code for a protein of 256 amino acids.